AUGGUCUGUUCUGCUAGUGUUUGUGUCUGUGCUGAAAAAUCAACUUGCUCAUGUGGUAAACAACCAGCUUUAAAAUGUACUUGUGAAAGAGCAAAUGUUGAAAAUGUAGUUCCUGAAAAUGCUGAAGCUUGCUCAUGUGGUAAAAGAUUCAAAGAUUCUUGUACUUGUGGUAUAAAUUCUGAAUGUGAUGGCCAUAGAGAAGGAGAAGUUGAUUUUACAAAUCUAAAAUAA
Messenger RNA from Insectozyma verbasci, 231 nucleotides. Lineage: Eukaryota; Fungi; Ascomycota; Pichiomycetes; Serinales; Debaryomycetaceae. The record is from the annotation of a GenBank genome assembly.